AUGCCGUCGUCACUGCCCAAGUCUUAUAAGGCAGCCGUCUUCGAGUCGAAGGGCUCUCCUAUCGUGCUCAAGGAGGUGGACCUCAAACAGCCGGGCCCAAAGCAAGUCCUGGUUAAAGUGCUAGCAUGCGGCGUUUGCCAUUCGGAUAGCUUUGUGCAGAAUGGCUUUUUCGGGGAAAUACUCCCACGCGUCCCUGGGCAUGAAUACAUCGGCACUGUAGUAGCAGUUGGUGAAGGCGUGACCAAAGUCUCAAACGGUGACCGUGUAGGUGGAGCCUGGCACGGAGGGCACGAUUCCACAUGUCGACAGUGCGCGCGUGCUCUAUUUCAAAUAUGUGACAACAAAGAGAUCAACGGCGUGAGUCGGGAUGGCGGAUACGCAGAGUAUGCCAUACUCAGGGAGGAGGCAGCAGUCCGCAUUCCGGCUGAGGCGGAUCCCGCUGAGACGGCACCGUUACUCUGCGCGGGUGUCACCGUCUUCAAUGGACUACGCAAGCUCCAUGUCGAGCAAGGGAACCUGGUGGCGGUUCAGGGAGUGGGUGGAUUAGGCCAUCUCGCUAUCCAGUACGCAAAUAAGAUGGGCUACCGCACAGUCGCUAUCAGCUCUGGCGACAGUAAACGAGAUUUCGCCCACAAACUCGGCGCCCAUGCAUACAUCGACACUAGCAAAGAUGACGCUGUCACCAAGCUCAAGGAGAUGGGAGGUGCUGCAGCAAUCAUUGCCACUGCGCCGAACCCAAAAGCUAUUAGCCCUCUGGUCUCUGGUUUACAGCCGGCUGGGAAGCUGCUCGUCCUUGCUCCUGUUGGCCCGGUAGAGUUCGACACCGGUGUAUUGGUCACCUUGGGCGCCUCGGUACAUGGCUGGCCCAGCGGGCACGCCACGGAUACUGAGGAGGCUAUUCAGUUCUCUCAAGAUCAUGGUGUGAAAUGCAUGAUCGAGAAGUUCCCUCUGGAUGACGCGCAGAAAGCAUUGGACCACUGCACAUCUGGCAAGGUUCGAUUCAGGUGUGUCCUUGUCGUAUAG
Neoarthrinium moseri is the source of this 1023-nucleotide messenger RNA. RefSeq lists its product as uncharacterized. The record is from RefSeq and is a predicted model, not a curated record. Bases 1 to 1023 code for a protein of 340 amino acids. Lineage: Eukaryota; Fungi; Ascomycota; Sordariomycetes; Amphisphaeriales; Apiosporaceae. The transcript is spliced from 2 exons. Gene Ontology annotation, molecular function: zinc ion binding; oxidoreductase activity.